This is a messenger RNA of Talaromyces amestolkiae, 1080 nucleotides long. RefSeq lists its product as uncharacterized. Bases 1 to 1080 code for a protein of 359 amino acids. Lineage: Eukaryota; Fungi; Ascomycota; Eurotiomycetes; Eurotiales; Trichocomaceae. The transcript has 3 exons. The record is from RefSeq and is a predicted model, not a curated record.
AUGCCUUCAAACGUCUCAUUCACCGGGCCAGCUGGCGCUGCCGCAAAGGUCUCGAUCAUCGAUUCAGGAUUUCGACUCUCCGGCCUAGCUACCGACUUACUCCUCACCCCACCAGUUGAACAUUUCGAUAGAUUACCAGGGGUUGGCUCGUGGUCUUUCCUUAUCGAAGGCUCGACUGGACGAAAGAUUCUAUUCGAUCUUGGCGGUCCAGCUGAUAUCGAUCAGUUUCCUCCUCUGGUAGCUGAUAUUGUGAAGCAAGCUGACGCUAAAGUUGAGGCUACAAAGACUGUCGCAGAUGUUCUCGUGGAGAAUGGAAUUGAGCUUGCUCAUGUUGAAAGCGUGAUCUUAAGCCAUGGGCACUGGGACCACGUUGGAGACAUAACGGUAUUCCCAUCGACAACAGAACUAGUUGUUGGUCCGGGUUUCAGGGAAGCGUUCUGCCCUGGUUAUCCAACGAAGCCGGAUGUCGAGCUAUCAGAAAGAUAUUUUGAAGGUCGGAAUGUGCGAGAAAUAGACUUCUCUAACGAUAAAUUGUCCCUCAAAUAUGGCCCUUUUCGUGCAGUGGACUUUUUCGGCGACGGCUCUUUCUACCUUCUCGACACUCCUGGGCAUGCUGUUGGCCACAUGUCAGGUCUCGCACGAACGAAGACUGAACCUGACACAUUCAUCUUUAUGGGCGGCGAUGUUUGUCAUCACGGAGGAGAGAUUAGACCUUCGCCUUACCUUUCGAUUCCAAGCCAAGUGCAAUUCUCUCGAACAGGCUCCCUCCAAGAAAGCACCUUUCUUGACGGCGAGAAAUUCCGCAAGCUGAAUGUGGAACGAGGCCGCGAGCCCGAUGAGACCUUCUUUGACCCAGUCCUUGCCGUCGACAUACCUAGGGCAAUUCAGAGUAUCAAAGAGACGCAGGAAGCAGAUGCACAGGAUAACGUGUUCUUUGUGUUCGCUCACGAUAUGCGAAUUCUUGAUGUUGUCGAUUUGUUCCCAAAGACUGUAAACGACUGGAAGGACAAGGGUUGGAAGGAAAAGACAUUGUGGACUUUCCUCGAUGAUUUCAUCCCUGCAGCUAUGUCUGGACAAUAA